Messenger RNA from Ectocarpus siliculosus, 705 nucleotides. The record is from the annotation of a GenBank genome assembly. NCBI's taxonomy places the organism in Eukaryota, Phaeophyceae, Ectocarpales, Ectocarpaceae.
AUGAAGUACGAGUGGCUGGAUCCUUCCAUCAAGAAGACGGAAUGGAACCGCGAGGAGGAGGAGAAGCUGCUCCACAUGGCCAAGCUCAUGCCCAACCAGUGGAGGACGAUCGCCCCCAUCGUGGGGCGCACGGCCGCUCAGUGCCUGCAGCACUACGAGCGGCUGCUGGACAUGGCCCAGGAUUCCGGCGGCGCCGCGGGGGGGGAGGGCGGGGCGGCGAUGGCGGAUGACCCCAGGCGUUUGCGUCCGGGGGAGAUCGACCCACACCCGGAGACGAAGCCCGCGAGACCCGAUCCCAUCGACAUGGACGAAGACGAGAAGGAGAUGCUCUCGGAGGCCAGGGCUCGUCUGGCCAACACCCGGGGCAAGAAGGCCAAGCGUAAGGCCCGGGAGAAGCAGCUCGAGGAAGCCAAGCGCCUCGCCACGCUCCAGAAACGCCGGGAGCUCAAGGCUGCCGGCAUCGAGAAGACGGCGAACCGCAAGCGCCGCAAGUACAUCGACUACGGCAAGGAGAUCCCCUUCCAGAGGAACGCCCCCGCCGGUUUCUACGAUGUGUCCGAAGAGGCGCAGGUCGCCAAGAAGGCGAGGCAGGACCCCAGCUUUUCCACUAAGGAAAUUUCCUGCAAAAAUUGGAGGAACACCAGAUGGAACAAGAAGAUGAAGGGGCUCCCCAAAAAGACGAACCCCAAAUUCCGAAAAUCAUGA